AUGGCGCAGUUUAUUCUCAAGCUUUGUUUCCGCGUAGCCUCUCUCGUUGUACUUCUUCCUCUGGCUUCAGGUUGUGAAUUGAAAGCUAUUGGUCUGGCUAGUGGUGGAAGAAUUCCAGACAGCAGCUUCUCCGCCUCAUCCCAUUAUAGUUCUGGGUAUAUACCCUCUUAUGCUCGACUGAAUGGAAGUAACCGAGGUUGGGCACCCAAGACUACUUCUGAUCCUGCCGACUACCUGCAGAUUGAUCUUCUGUAUGAGUAUGUUAUCUGUGCUGUUGCUACUCAAGGAGCUUAUGGUAUUAAUGAGUGGACAACAAAGUAUAAGAUUGGCUUAUCAAUGGAUGGUACCACUAUGGUCACGUAUCAAGAAAACAACGUUGAUAGGGUCUUUCCCGGAAACUCAAAUCAAAAUGGCAUCGUAAAAAACCGUCUACAGGAAUUUGCAACUGCAAAAUACAUCCGCUUUCAACCAACAACGUUUUACGGAUGGAAGGCGCUGAGAGUGGAAGUUUAUGGAGUACUUUUAACAAAAGGUUGUGAAUUGAAAGCUAUUGGUUUGGCUAGUGGUGGACGAAUUCCAGACAGCAGCUUCUCCGCCUCAUCACAUUAUAGUUCUGGGUAUAUACCCUCUUAUGCUCGACUGAAUGGAAGUAACCGAGGUUGGGCACCCAAGACUAAUUCUGAUCCUGCCGACUACCUGCAGAUUGAUCUUCUGUAUGAGUAUGUUAUCUGUGCUGUUGCUACUCAAGGAGCUUAUGGUAUUAAUGAGUGGACAACAAAGUAUAAGAUUGGCUUAUCAAUGGAUGGUACCACUAUGGUCACCUACCAAGAAAACAAUGUCGACAGGGUCUUUCCCGGAAACUCAAAUCAAAAUGGCAUCGUAAAAAAUAGUCUACAGGAAUUUGCCACUGCAAAAUACAUCCGCUUUCAACCAACAACAUAUUACGGAUGGAAGGCUCUAAGAGUGGAGGUUUAUGGAGUACUUCAAACAAAAGGUUGUGAAUUGAAAGCUGUUGGUCUAGCUAAUGGUGGAAGAAUUCCAGACAGCAGCUUCUCCGCCUCAUCGCAUUAUAGUUCUGGGUAUAUACCUUCUUACGCUCGACUGAAUGGAAGUAACCGAGGUUGGGCACCCAAGACUACUUCUGAUCCUGCCGACUACCUGCAGAUUUAUCUUCUGCAUGAGUAUGUUAUCUGUGCUGUUGCUACUCAAGGAGCUUAUGGUAUUAAUGAGUGGACAACAAAGUAUAAGAUUGGCUUAUCAAUGGAUGGUACCACUAUGGUCACGUAUCAAGAAAACAACGUUGAUAGGGUCUUUCCCGGAAACUCAAAUCAAAAUGGCAUCGUAAAAAACCGUCUACAGGAAUUUGCAACUGCAAAAUACAUCCGCUUUCAACCAACAACGUUUUACGGAUGGAAGGCGCUGAGAGUGGAAGUUUAUGGAGUACUUUUAACAAAAGGUUGUGAAUUGAAAGCUAUUGGUUUGGCUAGUGGUGGACGAAUUCCAGACAGCAGCUUCUCCGCCUCAUCCCAUUAUAGUUCUGGGUAUAUACCCUCUUAUGCUCGACUGAAUGGAAGAAACCGAGGUUGGGCACCCAAGACUAAUUCUGAUCCUGCCGACUACCUGCAGAUUGAUCUUCUGUAUGAGUAUGUUAUCUGUGCUGUUGCUACUCAAGGAGCUUAUGGUAUUAAUGAGUGGACAACAAAGUAUAAGAUUCGCUUAUCAAUGGAUGGUACCACUAUGGUCACUUACCAAGAAAACAACGUUGACAGGGUCUUUCCCGGAAACUCAAAUCAAAAUGGCAUCGUAAAAAACAGUCUUCAGGAAUUCGCCACUGCAAAAUACAUCCGCUUUCAACCAACAACAUAUUACGGAUGGAAGGCUCUAAGAGUUGAAGUUUAUGGGCUACUUCAAGGAAGAGGUUGUGAAUUGAAAGCUAUUGGUCUGGCCAGUGGUGGUACAAUUCCAGACAGCAGCUUCUCUGCCUCAUCGCAUUUUAAUAAUAAGUAUUUACCUUCUUAUGGUCGACUAAAUGAAAAUAAGCGGGGUUGGGCACCCAAGACUAAUUCCAAUCCUUCCGACUACCUCCAAAUUGACCUUCUGUAUGAGUAUGUUAUCUGUGCUGUUGCUACCCAAGGAGCUAAUGGUAUCAACGAGUGGACAACAAACUACAAGAUUGGCUUAUCAAUGGAUGGUACCACUAUGGUCACGUAUCAAGAAAACAACGUUGAUAGGGUUUUUCCCGGAAACUCAAAUCAAAAUGGUAUCGUAAAGAACAGUCUACAGGAAUUCGCCAGUGCAAAAUACAUCCGCUUUCAACCAACAACAUAUUACGGAUGGAAGGCUCUAAGAGUGGAAGUUUAUGGAGUACUUCUAAAGAAAGAUUGUGAAUUGAAAGCUAUUGGUCUGGCUAGUGGUGGACGAAUUCCAGACAGCAGCUUCUCCGCCUCAUCACAUUAUAGUUCUGGGUAUAUACCCUCUUAUGCUCGACUGAAUGGAAGUAACCGAGGUUGGGCACCCAAGACUAAUUCUGAUCCUGCCGACUACCUGCAGAUUGAUCUUCUGUAUGAGUAUGUUAUCUGUGCUGUUGCUACUCAAGGAGCUUAUGGUAUUAAUGAGUGGACAACAAAGUAUAAGAUUGGCUUAUCAAUGGAUGGUACCACUAUGGUCACCUACCAAGAAAACAAUGUCGACAGGGUCUUUCCCGGAAACUCAAAUCAAAAUGGCAUCGUAAAAAAUAGUCUACAGGAAUUUGCCACUGCAAAAUACAUCCGCUUUCAACCAACAACAUAUUACGGAUGGAAGGCUCUAAGAGUGGAAGUUUAUGGAGUACUUCAAACAAAAGGUUGUGAAUUGAAAGCUGUUGGUCUAGCUAAUGGUGGAAGAAUUCCAGACAGCAGCUUCUCCGCCUCAUCGCAUUAUAGUUCUGGGUAUAUACCUUCUUACGCUCGACUGAAUGGAAGUAACCGAGGUUGGGCACCCAAGACUACUUCUGAUCCUGCCGACUACCUGCAGAUUUAUCUUCUGCAUGAGUAUGUUAUCUGUGCUGUUGCUACUCAAGGAGCUUAUGGUAUUAAUGAGUGGACAACAAAGUAUAAGAUUGGCUUAUCAAUGGAUGGUACCACUAUGGUCACGUAUCAAGAAAACAACGUUGAUAGGGUCUUUCCCGGAAACUCAAAUCAAAAUGGCAUCGUAAAAAACCGUCUACAGGAAUUUGCAACUGCAAAAUACAUCCGCUUUCAACCAACAACGUUUUACGGAUGGAAGGCGCUGAGAGUGGAAGUUUAUGGAGUACUUUUAACAAAAGGUUGUGAAUUGAAAGCUAUUGGUUUGGCUAGUGGUGGAAGAAUUCCAGACAGCAGCUUCUCCGCCUCAUCCCAUUAUAGUUCUGGGUAUAUACCCUCUUAUGCUCGACUGAAUGGAAGUAACCGAGGUUGGGCACCCAAGACUAAUUCUGAUCCUGCCGACUACCUGCAGAUUGAUCUUCUGUAUGAGUAUGUUAUCUGUGCUGUUGCUACUCAAGGAGCUUAUGGUAUUAAUGAGUGGACAACAAAGUAUAAGAUUCGCUUAUCAAUGGAUGGUACCACUAUGGUCACUUACCAAGAAAACAACGUUGACAGGGUCUUUCCCGGAAACUCAAAUCAAAAUGGCAUCGUAAAAAACAGUCUUCAGGAAUUCGCCACUGCAAAAUACAUCCGCUUUCAACCAACAACAUAUUACGGAUGGAAGGCUCUAAGAGUUGAAGUUUAUGGGCUACUUCAAGGAAGAGGUUGUGAAUUGAAAGCUAUUGGUCUGGCUAGUGGUGGAAGAAUUCCAGACAGCAGCUUCUCCGCCUCAUCGCAUUAUAGUUCUGGGUAUAUACCCUCUUAUGCUCGACUGAAUGGAAAUAACCGGGGUUGGGCACCCAAGACUACUUCUGAUCCUGCCGACUACCUGCAGAUUGAUCUUCUGUAUGAGUAUGUUAUCUGUGCUGUUGCUACUCAAGGAGCUUAUGGUAUUAAUGAGUGGACAACAAAGUAUAAGAUUGGCUUAUCAAUGGAUGGUACCACUAUGGUCACGUAUCAAGAAAACAACGUUGAUAGGGUUUUUCCCGGAAACUCAAAUCAAAAUGGUAUCGUAAAGAACAGUCUACAGGAAUUCGCCAGUGCAAAAUACAUCCGCUUUCAACCAACAACAUAUUACGGAUGGAAGGCUCUAAGAGUGGAAGUUUAUGGAGUACUUCUAAAGAAAGAUUGUGAAUUGAAAGCUAUUGGUCUGGCUAGUGGUGGACGAAUUCCAGACAGCAGCUUCUCCGCCUCAUCACAUUAUAGUUCUGGGUAUAUACCCUCUUAUGCUCGACUGAAUGGAAGUAACCGAGGUUGGGCACCCAAGACUAAUUCUGAUCCUGCCGACUACCUGCAGAUUGAUCUUCUGUAUGAGUAUGUUAUCUGUGCUGUUGCUACUCAAGGAGCUUAUGGUAUUAAUGAGUGGACAACAAAGUAUAAGAUUGGCUUAUCAAUGGAUGGUACCACUAUGGUCACCUACCAAGAAAACAAUGUCGACAGGGUCUUUCCCGGAAACUCAAAUCAAAAUGGCAUCGUAAAAAAUAGUCUACAGGAAUUUGCCACUGCAAAAUACAUCCGCUUUCAACCAACAACAUAUUACGGAUGGAAGGCUCUAAGAGUGGAAGUUUAUGGAGUACUUCAAACAAAAGGUUGUGAAUUGAAAGCUGUUGGUCUAGCUAAUGGUGGAAGAAUUCCAGACAGCAGCUUCUCCGCCUCAUCGCAUUAUAGUUCUGGGUAUAUACCUUCUUACGCUCGACUGAAUGGAAGUAACCGAGGUUGGGCACCCAAGACUACUUCUGAUCCUGCCGACUACCUGCAGAUUGAUCUUCUGUAUGAGUAUGUUAUCUGUGCUGUUGCUACUCAAGGAGCUUAUGGUAUUAAUGAGUGGACAACAAAGUAUAAGAUUGGCUUAUCAAUGGAUGGUACCACUAUGGUCACCUACCAAGAAAACAAUGUCGACAGGGUCUUUCCCGGAAACUCAAAUCAGAAUGGCAUUGUAAAAAACAGUCUACAGGAAUUCGCCACUGCAAAAUACAUCCGCUUUCAACCAACAACAUAUUACGGAUGGAAGGCUCUAAGAGUGGAAGUUUAUGGGCUACUUCUAAGAAGAGGUUGUGAAUUGAAGGCUAUUGGUCUGGCUAGUGGUGGAAGAAUUCCAGACAGCAGCUUCUCCGCCUCAUCACAUUAUAGUUCUGGGUAUAUACCCUCUUAUGCUCGACUGAAUGGAAAUACCCGGGGUUGGGUACCCAGGACCAAGUCUGAUCCUGCAGACUACCUCCAAAUUAACCUUCUGUAUGAGUAUGUUAUUUGUACCGUUGCUACUCAAGGAGGUAGAGGUUUGAAUGAGUGGACAACAAACUACAAGAUUCGCUUGUCAGUGGAUGGUACCACUAUGGUCACGUAUCAAGAAAACAAUGUUGACAGGGUCUUUCCCGGAAACUCAAAUCAAAAUGGCAUCGUAAAAAACAGUCUACAGGAAUUCGCCACUGCAAAAUACAUCCGCUUUCAACCAACAACAUAUUACGGAUGGAAGGCUCUAAGAGUGGAAGUUUAUGGGCUACUUCUUAGAAGAGGUUGUGAAUUGAAAGCUAUUGGUCUGGCUAGUGGUGGAAGAAUUCCAGACAGCAGCUUCUCCGCCUCAUCGCAUUAUAGUUCUGGGUAUAUACCCUCUUAUGCUCGACUGAAUGGAAAUAACCGGGGUUGGGCACCGAAGACUAAUUCCGAUCCUGCCGACUACCUGCAGAUUGAUCUUCUGUAUGAGUAUGUUAUCUGUGCUGUUGCUACUCAAGGAGCUUAUGGUAUUAAUGAGUGGACAACAAAGUAUAAGAUUCGCUUAUCAAUGGAUGGUAUAACUGUGGUCACCUACCAAGAAAGCAAUGUUGACAGGAUUCAUUCAAGUCGCACUAAGAUGAGUGCCUCGAACAGAGGAGAAGACAAAACACCGCAACUGUUUUCGCCAAGUGUGUCCACUACUUCAAGUAAACGUUCCGUUUUGAGAAAGAAAUCGCAAGCCGAGAAGUUAGCCCUUGAACAAAAAAUGGCCGAUCAAACGUUCGCAAAUGAGGUCGAGAGUCUGCGAGCCGAACAACUGCAGCGUGCAAAGCGUUUGGAACUUCAAAAGAAAGCUGAAGAAUCAAGAUUGGAAUAUGACUUCGAAAAUUCCAUCACCCAGGAAGACGACCUGGAAAUUACUGAAAACACUGUUGUUGAAAAACCUGAAAUUAAAUCUACUAAACCAGAGGUCGUAACAGAGGUUGCUAGUCAACCCUGUAAAAAGGAUACACGUGAGUCAUCUAUUGCUAAAGGUCAAGCUGCUUUGAAAACCUCUGCCACAGGAAACCCUAGCGUGCAGACGUCGAAGAUAGAUCAGUUGUUUGAGAAAAUGCUGCCAGCCUUUGUGAAAAUCAUUGAACCAAAUGUGCAGAAAUUUAAUGGAAAUCCACUAGAGUACUCAAAAUUCAAAGUAGCGUUUAAUGUUGAAGUAGAUAAAAGGGAAGUUUACGAUGCAACAGAGAAGCUUAAAUUUCUGCUAGAUUCUGUAGAUAGAAAUGCAAAAUCAUGUCUGGCGAAAUUCACGAUAAGUUCAAACAGAUACGAGGAGGCAUGGACUGCGCUUCAAGAGCGUUUUGGCCGUGUAGACACAGUUUUAUGGGCCGAGUUCGUUGAAGGAAAACCAAAGUUGUCAACCUGGGAUUCAUUUGCCAAUUGGCUGGAAAAAGAGGCAAAAAUCAGUGAGUCCAAGCAGCGGUGGAUGCCAGAGAAGAGAGAGUGGAGGCGUUCAGAUACAUCUAAAGUUGAAAGGCGAAUAGAUACAAAGAACUGUGACAUGCGUCAUCAUACCCUCGUACAUAAAGUCGACUUGAAAUUCAUUGAACGGGCAAAAGCGAAACGUGAAUCAGAACGAGUGCCAGACGUUGAGAGAGAUCCAGCACAAGUUUCCUUGGAAGGUGAAGACUUGUCACCACGUCAGGCUGUGGAGCGCUACGAGGGGUAUCGCCAAUCAGCGUACGUAGGUUGUGAAGCUGGUGGUUGUGCUUUGGUUGAAGUACUUCCUAUAGUUGUCUUCGGAGAAAAAGGAAAACAAGAAGUGAUGGCUUCGCGUGACUCAGGCUGUAACACAACACUUAUGGAUGAAAGUUUAGCGCUCUCACUUGGACUUCAAGGCAAAGAUGUAGAUCGCGAAAUUCAAGGAGUAAAUAUGCGGAAGGUGUUUACUUCCCAGCACAUCAAGAAAUGCCGUGUCGCACGAGUCGGAAGAGACGAACUCCAGUACUCUUUGCGAGAUGUGAGAACAAUUCCUCGCCUGAAUGGUCCGGAUCAGAAGUUGAAGUGGUCAACAGUCAAGCAAGAGUAUCAGCACCUGAAGAACUUGGACUUACGUGACACCGACACAGGUCCAGUGCAACUCAUAAUUGGAACUAAAAACUCUGAUUUGAUUCUAUCAAAACAAAUUGUGAAACCCUCUGGUCAACCGGCAGUUGACAGAGUACCUUAUGCAGUUGAGACCUUACUUGGAUGGGCAGUGAAUAACUGGUUAUCUGGUGAGCGAAGAGUAGCAUCUCCGUACAAUAGGUUCAUGGUGUAUGAAAGAAGUUCACUUGAAGAUGAGGAGCUAAAGCAGCCGGUCGUGGCUCGGUCAGAGAUAGAAACGUUAGGUGAAGUGAAGUUAGCAGAUCCAAGCCGUUCGAUUGAGAACAAGCGAGCAUUGUCACUAAUGGAAAGACAACCUUUAAGAAUGCGAGUGAAGAUGCGUAUUUGUCAGGCCUACGUUGGAGAGAAGAGAAACCAUCUCUACCCAGCAAUUACGAAAUGGCAAAAGAAGAGGCUGCAAUCCCUAGAGAAGAAGUUUGAGGGCUUCCCCGAGGUCUUUCCCGGAAACUCAAAUCAAAAUGGCAUCGUAAAAAACCGUUUACAGGAAUUUGCAAGUGCAAAGUAUAUCCGCUUUCAACCAACAACAUAUUACGGAUGGAAGGCACUGAGAGUGGAAGUUUAUGGAGUACUUCUAACAAAAGUUCCAUCCCAACCUCCUACUGCCUUCAAGUUAACUGCAAGCUCUUCUACCAGUAUCAUAGCGUCCAGGCAGUUGCCACUAGUCUCUGCUGGACAUGGAAGAAACAUUACUGGAUUUAAACUGUUCUACAGAAAGAAAGGUUCUGUCGGAUCAGCAACAACCUUGACUAUAAGCAGUGGAUCAACAUUAAGUAGAAAUGUCACCGGGCUUGAUAAGUACACAGAAUACGAAUUUCAAGUGUUGGCCUUCACUUCUGAUGGUGAUGGACCAAAGAGCCCUGUUGAGGUGCAGAGAACAAUGGAAGAUGCUCCAUCACAAGCCCCGAGGAGCUUCAGUGCGACUGCAGUUACUUCUACAAUGAUCACAGCAUCCUGGCAGUUACCACCAGCAGACUCCAGAAAUGGAGUAAUCGUAGGGUUCAAAUUAUUCUACAAAAAGAGUGGCUCCGUUGGGCGAGCAAGCACCCUGACCAUUAACAAUGGAACAGCAUUAAGUAAAGAUGUCACUGGGCUUGAAAACAACACGGAAUAUGAAUUUGAAGUGUUGGCUUUUACUUUAGUUGGUGAUGGACCAAAGACUUCCCCUGUAGUGACCUUUAACUGGAGGUACCAAAAGGAGAGAUUCGAGACAUCCAUGUCCUUUUUACAUCCAAUCCAUUAUCCCUUAUACAAUUCUUAUUAUGAAUAUGUUAUGAUACGUGCAAAUGUAAAUUUUGUUUCUUUAGGGGCCUGUGUUGAUUUUGACCUUGGAAUGGAAAGUGGAACAAUCCCAGAUAGUAAUAUAAUUGCUUCUUCUGAAGAAAGUGCCAGCACACCAGGCAAGAAUGGUCGACUGAACUACGCAUCAGGAUCAUCAUGGUGUGCAGGAACAAGUGACACUAGCCCAUAUCUACAGGUUGAUCUACAGACACUUCAUAUCAUCUGUGCUGUGUCCACUCAGGGGAAUUCUCAAGCAGAUCAGUGGGUGAAGAACUACACGCUACAAUUAUCCACUGAAGGGACAACCUGGACAGACUAUAAGGAAGGUGGACAAGUUAAGUUUCUGAGGGGAAAUGCUGACAGAGAGUCAGAAGUGAAGCAUUUUGUGUAUGGAGUAUUACUCAGAUAUCUGCGAUUCCUGCCACGAACACACCAGGGUAGGGUGUGUAUGAGGAUAGAGGUGUUUGGAGUGGAAAAAAAGCCUACUUGUGAAAUGGAGGCCAUUGGUCUGGCUAGCAAGGGCACAAUUCCAGACAGCAGCUUCUCUGCCUCAUCGUAUUAUAGUGCUGGGUAUAUACCCUCUAAUGGUCGACUGAAUGGAAAUAGCCUGAGUUGGGCACCCACGACGAAUUAUGAUCCUUCCGACUACCUCCAAAUUGACCUUUUGUAUGAGUAUGUUAUCUGUGGUGUUGCUACUCAAGGAGCUAAUGGUAUUAAUGAGUGGACAACAAAGUAUAAGAUGCGCUUAUCAACGGAUGGUACCACUAUGGUCACCUACCAAGAAAACAAUGUUGAAAGGGUCUUUCCCGGAAAUUCAAACCAAAAUGGCAUUGUAAAAAACAGUCUACAGGAAUUUGCAAGUGCAAAGUACAUCCGCUUUCAACCAACAACAUAUUACGGAUGGAAGGCGCUGAGAGUGGAAGUUUAUGGAAUACUUCUAACAAAAGUUCCAUCACAACCUCCGGCAGCCUUCAAGUUAACUGCAAGCUCUUCUACCAGCAUCACAGCUUCCUGGCAGUUGCCACCAGUCUUUGCCAGACAUGGAAGAAACAUUACAGGGUUUAAACUGUUCUACAGAAAGAAAGGUUCUGUGGGGUCAGCAACAACCCUGACUAUAAGCAGUGGAUCGACAUUAAGUAGAAAUGUCACCUGGCUUGAUAAGUACACAGAGUACGAAUUUCAAAUGUUGGCCUUCACCUCUGAUGGUGAUGGACCAAAGAGCGCUGUUGAGGUGGAGAGAACAAAAGAAGAUGCUCCAUCACAAGCCCCGAGGAGCUUCAGUGCGACUGCAGUUACUUCUACAAUUAUCACAGCAUCCUGGCAGUUACCACCAGCAGACUCCAGAAAUGGAAUAAUUAUAGGAUUCAAAUUGUUUUACAAAAAGAGAGGCUCUGCUGGAGCAGCAACCCCCUUGACCAUGAACAAUGGAACAGCAUUAAGUAGAGAUGUCGCUGGGCUUGAUAUUUACACAGAAUAUGAAUUUGAAGUAUUGGCCUUUACUUCAGUUGGUGAUGGACCAAGGAGUUCUCCUGUAGUGGUGGUGAGAACCAUGAAAUGUGAUAAACCUCACGUCAAUGAUCUUCCUGAAAGAACCAUUACAGCAGUUGGCGAACUGGCGGUGUUGACUUGUGAUGUUAGUGGUGACCUUGAGGCUUCUGUUACCUGGACCAAAGAUGGACUUACCAGUAUACCUCGCGCUCAGUUCAAGAACAGCGGCAAGAUACUUAUUAUACAAGAUGUUGUCCCUGGUGACAGUGGCGUUUAUGAAUGUAAAGCAAUGAACUUGUUUGGAGAGAGCCGUACAUCUACGGUACUAAUUGUUGCUGUGCCACCCAGAAUUGUGGAAGAGCUUUCCCCUUCUGAAGUAAUUUGUGAAAAGCAAACUUUCAAACUCUGUUUUCUCUCAUGUCAAGCAUCAAGUUAUAUCCCGUUUAACUACUCUUGGACGAAGGAUGGCCAGGUUCCAACUAGUGAUAACAUCAAGUUGAUGAAUAACAGUAUCAUCGUCACGCCACGGGAUAGACAAGAUUAUGGAGAGUAUGUGUGUCACGCUACAAACAGCCUUGGAUCAAGAGAGUAUACAAUCACUCUGCUUUCUCCUAAAGGUAUACCACGAAGCAUCUUCCUUGCUAGUGUAAUCGCGCUGUGUUGUGCUGUGGUUGUGUUUCUCAUCAUAAUUUGUGGGCUGAUAUGGCAGCGGAGACGAGCUGUUCCCAGUGAAAGGACACAGGGUAAAGAAAAGGUUGACUUUCAUGGCGUCAAAACUUCACCUGAUCGACAGUCGAAUGAUGAACAAGCUUCAGACCCAAAUACGUAUAUGGAACUCAAAGCCAGGCUCCCGAACCAUAAACAGUCUCAUGUUCCAACUGAGUAUCAGUCGCUACAGGAAGUACCCACGAACCCCGAAUAUUACAAUAUGGUGCUUCAGAAAGAAAUUGGUGGGAAAAAAAAUGAAGAAGUGUAUGAUGAAAUAUGAUAAUCCCCAAAUAAUUUCCUCAAGAACAGACAUGACUACAAUUGGUUUCUGGUCAAGGCAGUUUAUCAGCCAAUUUACAGCAGUGCGGCUGUAAGAGCUUCCUCGGCUAGCAACGACUUUUAUUUGGUCGAUUCGAAAUUAAUUAUAUGAAUCUUUCUCGUAUUUUACGCAUACCUGUACUAUUAUAGGGAAUCCAUACUAUCAAGUGAGAUUUAAUCUGCAAUUGCAUAUCCCAGUGGCAGCAUGAAAAUUUCAAUUCGAGUUAAAGUGAGUUCUGAACCAGAAUUAAAGUUAAAGUACUGAAUUUGCAAACUCGUUUAAGAGCCAGUAGAUAUAAAAAGAGAGCAAAAUGUAAAAAUGUAAUGGAAGUUGUUCCUUAUAUUUUAACUUUUAAGGAAAAUUACAUUUUUUGAACCGUUUAUUAUGUUCUUAUACAUAGUAGAUUCUUCUAAAUCGUAAAACAAAUCUGGUUUGUACUCUUCCUUUGAAGAAAUUGAAAAAGUAUAGCUAACAGAAUAUUAUUGUUAGAUAUUUGUAGAUAGCUGAAUAGAAAAUUUACACUCUAGUCUCUUGAAGAUAUUUCUAAGUCAGCCUAUUUACAAAUUGAAGAAAAUGGGAGAUGAACGUUGUUCGUGUCUCACGAUAGAGUCACUUAGAGUCGACGUUUGGAAUAAUAAUGAGGAUCGAAAUGCACUGAUAGCAGCGUGCUACAAAUAGCGAAACGUAAACAAUCGACCUCAUCGCCUGAUGAAGACGAGCAGUAUUGUAGUCGAAACGUCGCGAUCUACAUCUUAAGUGACUCUAUCGUGAGACAAACGAACUAAGUUCAUCUCCUAUCUCCUAUAUUUUAUUAACCCUUUAACUCCCAGAUCAAAUUUGUAAUUCUCCCUACUGUCAACUAUACAAUUCUUAUAAUGUUCAUUCAGAGAAUUUAGUAUUGGAUCAACUAAUUAUCUCUAAAUUGAUAUUUUUCUUUAUUCUCAUCACUCAUCUGGUUGAUAUUGUAUUGAUACUGUAAGGAGAAAUUCUGCCUUGGUCACUCAUGGGAGUUAAAGGGUUAAAUUGAAAAAUGUUU
Molecule: messenger RNA, 12301 nt
Organism: Pocillopora verrucosa
Lineage: Eukaryota; Metazoa; Cnidaria; Anthozoa; Scleractinia; Pocilloporidae
Source: RefSeq, a predicted model, not a curated record